Molecule: messenger RNA, 522 nt
Organism: Serpula lacrymans var. lacrymans S7.9
Lineage: Eukaryota; Fungi; Basidiomycota; Agaricomycetes; Boletales; Serpulaceae
Exons: 2
Coding region: 155-331 (58 amino acids)
Source: RefSeq, a predicted model, not a curated record
GGUCAGUCCAAAAUGGAAAUGGUAGUAUGGUGAGGAGCAUCUAUGGACAGAGUCAAUAUUCGUGAGUCAUUGAUCUGGAACUGCUCCGAGAUGAUAUAAUCCAUAUGAGAAAUAUUCAUUCUCGUGACGCCUUCAAACAUCCUGUGAAUAUCUGAUGUCUCAUUACUACCUGCCAACCUCGAUAAACCCAGACCAAUAUUUGAUUGAUCGCCAGUACUAUUUGAAGCCCAAGACAAGACGCAAGACGCAAGCUGUUUCUGAGACAAACCAAACCACUUUCCAUUUAAGUGUGUAUGCAAAGCCACCUCGUAGAAUGGUGAAGACGAUAUAAAAAUAUGCGAAGAGAAAGGGAAUAAUAAAUACGCGUGUUAUAAAGUUACUGGAGCAGCUAAAAGGCCUAGAGAGACAAUGAUAUGGUAUGUCUAAUGAAACAAUGGAAAGGUUUGAGCGACCAAGAAAUGAACACGAAUUUUAGAAAAACGAUAGCACGGACAUGAUGAUGUACAGAGGUUGGAUGAAAUU